Molecule: messenger RNA, 2139 nt
Organism: Dreissena polymorpha
Lineage: Eukaryota; Metazoa; Mollusca; Bivalvia; Myida; Dreissenidae
Product: integrator complex subunit 12-like
Exons: 9
Coding region: 154-1611 (485 amino acids)
Biological process (GO): snRNA 3'-end processing
Cellular component (GO): integrator complex
Source: RefSeq, a predicted model, not a curated record
GUCACCGAUGUUUAAAACGUUUAUUUGAUCUAGAUGAAUUGUUGGGUAUAAUUGCCGGUCUUUUAAAUUAAUUUAAAAUGAUGUUCCAAACAAAUUCGUUGGACAUUCGUUGACAUUUUCGCGGUUUUAUUAGAUCUUAUAGAAGAAAACCCAAUGAUGGCCACACAAGAGUUGGAUCCGCUGUUUGUCAAGGCGCUAAAGCUCUUACAUUCCAAGAGCAAGGACUCUGGAGCGCUGCUCAAACAAAUGCUUGAUGAUGCUAUAGCUCAAAGAAAAGGCCUAAAAUUGAAGUCAGGAGAGAGUGAGAAGACGUCAGAAAAGUCCUUGCCAAAGCACAGCAAAGAUGAGGAUAGUAGCAAGAAAAAGGAGGCUGAAAAGAGACAUAGUGACAAGAUGAAGGAUGGUUCAGAGUCUUCGCCAGAGAUUCCCGCCAAAAAGUCGCGGUUGGAAGACUCUCACAGCGAGACAAAGGAGAGGAAUUCUGACAAGGAUUCACAUGACCGUGACAGGGAAAAGGCCAGGAAGGAUGCCAAGGAGAGGGACAAGGAAAAGGAGAGAAGAGAACGUAAGGAGCGGGAGAAAGAAAAAGAGAAGGAAAAGGAAAAAGCUAGGAAAGCUGAACUUGAGAAAGAGCAGGAAAAAGAGAGGCAAAAACAGAAAGAAAAGGAGGAUAAGAAGGCAGAGAAGAAGGAAGAAGACGAGUCGUCAGAGCAAGAACUUGAUAAGAGCAUGGAUGCAGAUGACUUCGCUAUCGGUCUGGGCAUAUCAUGUGUUGUGUGCAAGCAGUUUGACGUCACCUCUAGAAACCAGUUGGUUGAGUGCCAGGAAUGCCAUAGUCUUUAUCAUCAGGAAUGCCACAAGCCUCCAGUGGUGGAGCAAGAUGUGAAUGAUCCACGCUUCGUCUGGUACUGCUCCCGAUGUGAGAAAACUAUGAAGAAAAUGGUGGGCAAGCCAGUAAAGACAAAGACGCCAUCCGCUGCCCCAGUAGAAAAACAGGAGAAGCAGGCGAUCAAACCUUCCAAGACUGAGCCCAGUAACCUGUUUGCAUUCAGCAGACGAGAAACUAAACUGAGUGCAUCAUCUUCCAAAGAAUCCUCAUCAAUUGGGACCGCUAAACCCCUGAGUGGUCUAGCUAGUCUGGCAGCCAAUCUCUCUGGACAGGCAAAGUCCACUUCCUUGAAGACAGACCCUUCCAAAGCUGGGAGCCAGGCUAAAUCGCCAGGAAAUGGGAAAACCGACAUUGGCAAAUCCACGUUGAAGUCUGAAUCCUCUAAAUCUCCGCCAUCAGCAUCAACUACUCCCAGUAAAUCAUCAGACAGUUCAAAAUCAAAAUCAGAGAAUGAAAAGUCAAGCUCUUCAAAUGAAAAAGAGAAGAAACCGUUUCAAAGGCCGCCUUCCCAGGAGUCAAAAUCUAGGUCAUCGCCAGAGACUGCAUUCGGGCUGAAAUUAGGAGAAGCGAGUAAGAUCAUGGGGAAGUCCCAGUCUACGUCCAGUUUGGCAGCGUUAGCAUCGGGAAAGUCGUCAUCAGUGCAGGGUGGACAGAACUCAGUGGUAAACGCAGAUAAACGUUUGCAGAUGAUGAAGAAAAAAGCUGCCGCAAAACACAAGUGAUGAGAUUGCUUUAACACUUUACUACUUAUAUACGUAUUUCCUGCAUUUGUAUUCCCUUAGAAAGUUAAAUUUAAUGAAAGACCUUUCUUACUAUAAUUUAAGUUUUAAAGGCUUAAUAUCCAACCCUUAGAUGCUGAUGAGCAGCAAACAGCAUAACACCUCAACAGACGGCAAGUUACUCGCAGGCUGUUCUGGAUUUAUGCUGUUUGACAGUUUGCGUAAAGCCAUUUUCACUUUGCUUCUGAGUGAGAAAGGGUUAAAAGAUGAAUGUGAAAUUAUUGGAAUAUGAGAAAAUUAUUCAAAAUAACGAAAAGGCUUUGUAAAAAUAAUAAUUAUCUACAGAAGUCAUCAGCUAAUUAUGUAGACUUUUUUGUUUCUUGGAAGCUAGCAAAAGUAAUUUAAUUAAUAAUUGGUGAGGUGUUUGAUAAGUCAUCUAUGUGAAAAAUAACAAAGCUUUAUUUCCUUUAGUGUAUGCAUAUGUUGAGAUUAAGUUACAAAUAGCAGUUAAGAAUACAGAUUGUCAUUGAA